Sorghum bicolor (sorghum) is the source of this 2424-nucleotide messenger RNA. RefSeq names its product disease resistance protein RGA2-like. Gene Ontology annotation, molecular function: ADP binding. Bases 1 to 2424 code for a protein of 807 amino acids. The record is from RefSeq and is a predicted model, not a curated record. Gene Ontology annotation, biological process: defense response to fungus. The transcript is spliced from 7 exons. NCBI's taxonomy places the organism in Eukaryota, Viridiplantae, Streptophyta, Magnoliopsida, Poales, Poaceae.
AUGACGCUGUUGCUGAAAGCACUACCUGGUAUUCUACACGUGCCUCUGGGAAAUAUGGAGGUUGUUUUAGUAUCUGGACCUUUGAAGGUCAUAGGGAACAAGCUAGCUGCAUUGAUAACCAGCAAGUUUGCCUCCGUAAUGGGUGUGAGAAAAGACCUCCAUGAACUCCAGCAACUACUUACUGAGAUUACAAGAUGGUUCUCCAGAUUUGAAGAUAAAGCAAUAGAAAAUGAUCCAUCGUUUUGCUGGACAACAAAAUUAAAGGAUUUGGCGUAUGAUAUUGAAGAUUUGCUUGAUGAAGUCCACCUAGAAGCUGAGAAACACAAGAUAGACAUCGAUGCUGACAAUCAUUCUACGGCUGACUGCUUCUGUGCAAAACCAAUGUUAUUUCUUUUCCGAUGCAAGGUGGCCUCUAAGAUCAAGGGAAUCAAGGUGAGGUUUGCUGCAAUUGUCAAGCAAAGAAGUGACAUAAAUACUGUACUGGACAAUUCUGGAGUAGAUCCAUCUGUUCGAAGCAGACCGAUAACUGGCGAGUUGUCAUUCAUAAGUAAAGUUGAAGAGUUCAGUAUACCUGUGAGGGAUAAGAAGAAGGAUGACAUAAUAUCUAGCCUUAUAGAUUCUGAUGAAGGACUGAAUGGCUGGAUAGUUUCUAUCAUUGGAAUAGGCGGAUCUGGCAAAACUACAUUGGCCAAACUGAUCUGCCUUGACAAGAGGACAAAAGAGCACUUCAAAGAUUCAAUUUUAUGGGUCCAUGUGUCCCAAGAAUUUGAUUUGGAAAAGCUUAUUGGUAAGCUAUUUGAAUCUAUUGCUAAGAAAAAAGCAGAUCGUCACACUCAACAGUACAUGGUUAAUGCAAUUUCGAAUAGGUUGAGUGGUAAGAAGUUUCUUCUUGUCCUAGAUGAUGCUUGGCAUGACGACAGGGAUGAUUGGAAACAAUUCUUGGUUCACAUACGCAGUGGUGCACAUGGAAGCAGGGUUCUACUAACUACUCGUGAUCAGAAGGUUGCAGAAGCAGUUGGAUCUAUAGGUUUUGUGACAUUACCAGACUCUAUUGGCAAGCUUAUGAAGCUGAGAACUCUAGAACUGUUGCAGAGUACUGACCUUGAGAGUUUGCCUGAAUCAAUUGGUGAUUGUCAAAAUCUUCAAUACUUGCUACUAUAUCUAUGUGAGAAGCUCAGAGAGUUACCAAAUUCUGUUGGUAAAAUUGAAAGCCUGAGGGUGCUUCAGGUUGUCAAAUGUCAUAUUGUCGAUACAAUUGAAUUGAGUGGGGACCUUGGCAGGUUACAGACAAUCAAUUUGGCUGAACUACCUAACUGGGUCACUUUGAACCAUAAUCUUGAAUCUAUAGACCUUAGAUUCGGAAAGCUGACUUGUUUAAGAAAGCUGGGCUUGUUUGUUGUUGGGGCUGGUGUAGAUGAUGCAAGGAUCUUAGAGCUUGGAAAUCUUAAAAUGAUAAGUGGUCGCCUUGAGAUCACCAACCUUCAAUAUUUAAGAAAUCCAAGUGAUGCAAAGAAUGCUUGCUUGAAGCAGAAGAAUAUAGAGUUUUUGAUGUUGAACUGGUCCCAAAAUCAAAUGGAAGAGGCUUCAGUAUCAGACAUGGAACAUGACCUGCUGCAGCAAUCACCAAACUUGAAGCAUAUGCGAGGGCUUGUGCAAUUGCCUUUACUGAAGAAGCUGCGACUGUGCAGAAUGCCUAAUUUGGAGGAGCUGCAGAUUAUAACAUGUGCUUCUGAUGUUACAGAGGAAGAAAGGUUAUCACUGAAAAACAGCAAUUAUGAGCUGCUGCUAUCUCCGGAAUGCUCGUCCUCCCAUCUGCUUUCUCACCUCAAGGAUUUGAGACUAGAAGGAAUGGCGGCAUCGAUGUCUGGCUGGGAAUUACUGCAUCAUCUCACCGGACUGGAGUCCUUGGAAAUCUGCCUCUGCAAUGACCUGACACAAUUACCAGAGACCAUUCGUAGCCUCAGGUCCCUCAAGCGGCUGGAAGUCAAGCAAUGUUCCAAUCUUGUCAAAUUUCCCGAGUGGCUUGGGCAACUGAGCUGUCUACAACAGCUGCUUGUCUUGGAAACCCCAUUGAUGGCCAGCCUUCCUCAAUCGACGCGGCAGCUUACAUGCCUCGUGAGACUGCACAUUGGUGGUUGGCACAACCUGAAACAGCUGCCUGAGGUGAUUCAGCACCUCACAUCUCUUCACACGCUCAGAUUGGAAGAAUGCAGCGCGAUGGCUGUGCUGCCGGAGUGGAUAGGAGAACUCUCUGCACUUCGACGGCUUAUUCUUGAAAGAUGCACUGCCCUUGAGUCCCUGCCCCGUUCCAUACAACGCCGUAACAGACUCCAGUAUUUGUCCAUUGCUGGCUGCCCUCAUUUGGCAGGUUACAAGAAACAAGUUGGGGACGAGUGGCACCUUCUUCCCAUAUUUCUCAGGUAG